Oncorhynchus tshawytscha (Chinook salmon) is the source of this 9334-nucleotide messenger RNA. RefSeq names its product genetic suppressor element 1. The transcript has 17 exons. The coding region runs from base 381 to 6896 and encodes 2171 amino acids. The record is from RefSeq and is a predicted model, not a curated record. Lineage: Eukaryota; Metazoa; Chordata; Actinopteri; Salmoniformes; Salmonidae.
UUAACAGCCAAAGUUUCCAGAACGCAGGAAAGUUCGUAGGAGAGGUGACCCGUGAUUCUAACAAGAGUUUUCUUCUCACGUUACCAUCGGGUUCGGAGUCCUAUACUCCGGACUGGGGACACUGCGUUUCUGCUAAAUGUUUCAUGGACGGUUUGAAUAGAUUAUCUCUAACGGAAUACUUGAGAGCCUGGAAUUUAGUCUACGGUUCGCUGCCUGUUCUGCAGUUUCAAUGAGCUAUCGGCUAUUUUAUCACAGUGAGUAGGCUGAACGCGAUACGCUGUAUUUUUGUUGCAUAGCCUACUUUUGUAAAGGUGUGAGUCUGUUAGAAUGAAUUGCCGCUUUUGGUAUUAUGUCAUGUAGUCUGGGGUGUUUUUAGAACUAUGAAUGAGCCCAGUGACAAGGAUUUAAUACCGAUAUCUCGGAAACACCGACUCAUGGCUGCUGUCAUGCCCGGGGACGAGAGCCCAUUGUACAGCAACACUUCCAGGGCUGAUCGGAAUGGGAUAGGAUUAGUUCACUGUUUUAUUUGUGGAAGCGGCGUUUCGCCAGGAAAAGAAUUGAGAUUACAAGUGAAAUAUCCGAAAGAGAACGGUCCGUUUUUCCCGUUUUUACAAAACCAGGAGCCAGCGCCGGGGGCAUGUGAAGUCAGCCCGGAUGGACACGCUACGGUGUGCGCCGUGUGCCACUGUUUUCUGGGGGAGCAGUGGAAGUCGUUCGAGCGGACUAGGACACCCAUAGAGAAGCGUAUGUACUGGCUGAAGAGGCCGUACCAGUGCGACUCUCGGCGGAUACCACAGGAGUGGAACAUCUCCUAUGACCUGGAGCGGAGAAUCAGUGUCAGCAGCCAGAAUUACGACGGGAACGAGUCGGAUUUCUCCUCUUUCUCGGAAAAUGAGAACAUGUCAGACCAAGAACUGGAUUUAGUAGACCGCGCCGGUGUCAGCAAGGAGAAGUAUAGAACAUCUGGCAGCAGCAGCAAAACUCCGAGAAACGGUAGCAGGAAGAACAACAACAGUGUUAAAAACAGCCCUGACUCUGAACGGGCUAUCCGCUAUCCGGUGGGUGUUUACCAGGCACAGGACUCGCCGAAAUCGGAUAGUGCCAUGCCGCCCAGGCGCGGUGCUAAAAUUAUGAAUAAUCUCUCUCAGUCAUCAGUAUCUCUGGCCCAAGAGAUUGUGUCCCAGAGAUGCUAUGACAGCUCUCACAUCGACACACCUGUGCAGGACAACGGGAUCAUUAUGCGCAACAGGCAGUGGCUAGCGGAGGGGAAUGUCAGACACGCUGACCCGCGCCCUCUCCAACGCGCUGCUGACAGCAGCUGUAGCUUAACCAGGCAUCCCUCCCUCAUAUUCCACCAGAAAGGAGAGGAUCUCGCUGACGCUGCCGACGGACUAUCACCCAUUGGCGCCGCUGUCACCUCUAGGCGCGACACAGCAGCAUCUAGAGAACGUGUUCCGGGCAAGUUUAUAGCCUCUGACAACUCUGACAACGACCACGAGAUCAAUAUAACCAGUGACGACAACCGCCAGGUGUUUGAAGCAGCUGGCAGCAGCAGAGAGAGGGUAUUGGCCCUGCUGAGACCACCCAGGGACGCUGCCGGGAGGGUCAUUGCCAUGCCCCAGAGUGGUGCCAGUGGUGGUGCCAACAGGAGUACCAGUCCCGAGGAUUGUGUGUGUUACAUCUGUGGCAGCGGGAUGUGGCAGGGCGGGAGGUUCCGUGUGUCUGUGCAGAAGCAGGAGAGGGCAGCCAGCGAGCCCUUCUUCCCCUUCCUGUGGUUACACAGCCCUCCCCCUGGCGCCAUGCCCCUCACCCCGGGGGGCACCACCCUGGUCUGUGCCAGCUGCCACACAUCCCUAAUGCAGCAGUGGCAGGGCUUCCAGCUGGCCGACGUGCCCGUUCUCCAGCGCCUCUACAUGGUCCCCCUCAACCAGGGCUCCUCCACCCCUGCACCAGCCUCGGGUCACCCUCCCUGCAUCACUCCCCGGGAAAGGAACCCCUCAGAGCCCCUGGACUGCCUACCUAAGUCUCAGGCUUCCUGUGAGGCCUGUUUCCUCUGUGGCCAGGAGUGCGGGCGGGAUGUGAGGGUGGCAUAUGCACGGGUCGGCGUGGGCAAAGCCCGCGGUGCCAUGUAUUUCCCCUUCAUCAACCUGCUGCCGUGCCCGCCUGGUGCCCAGGGAGUGAGGAACGGCCGGGUGCACUGCUGUCCUCCAUGCCACGCCAUCCUGGAGGAGAUCUGGGGGGCGUACCGCCUCAGCCUCAGUGAGGACCUCAUCACCUCUGUCACCUCCUUCCUGGGGAGGUAUCACACAGCGCUGGCCACGGGUGGAGCUGGACUGGCCCAUUCCCAAAAGGGGGUGUCCUCCUCUUCCUCUGGCCAUGGUGGGUCUGUAUCAGUGUGUUACCUGUGUGGGACAGAGCUAGGGGUCGGGGGGGAGUUCCAACUCCAUGUCAACCCACCCGGGCGCUGUGGAGAGAGAGAACCCUUCUUUCCCUUCCUCACCAUCCACCCACCCGCUCCCCGCGCCAAACCUGCCGACGCCACCGGCCUGGUGUCAGCAUGUGCCCUCUGCUAUCACGACCUGCAUGCCCAGUGGGCUCAACAUGAGAGCCAGGGUUCUGCCACCCCCAGCUCUACAACCCCAGGCCCAGCCUCCUCCACCCCCCAGCCGGCCAGCUCUCCCUGGGCCAGACAGUACAGCUGCGAGGCCUUUGUGUGCUUCUUCUGCAGACAGGAGCAGAGGCGUCAGGGGGGGCUGUGUGCUGUCACAGUGGCCAGGCUGCCUGUGUUCCUGUACGCCCCUCGCGGGCACCGCACCCUCCUGGUGGAUGAUGGGAGGAAGCUGGUGAUUGGCUCGUGUGUGGAAUGUAAGUCCAUGGUGCUGGCAGGACAGAGCAUGCAGCAGGAGAGAGACAGAGACAGGGACGGAGAGGGACAGGGAGACGGGAGGACAGAGUCACCUCCCCCUACAUCACGCCCCAGACACAAGACAUCCAGUGUGAUUGAGGGCGUGGCCAGAGUCAGCAAGGAGGCGGAUUCUGCCGUACGUGCAUCAGCAGUGAGCGAAUCACAAUCAACGGAACCUGGGGUUGGCCACACCCCUUCUCUACCCCCCACCCUGGAGCCAGAGAGAGGAGACCGCCCACCUUCCAGCAUGAGCCAUGAGCCAAAGUCACCUUCCUUAGGAAUGAUAUCCACGGCAACUCGCACCACGGCGACGGUCAGCCCCCUCACCCCGUCGCCCCUUAAUGGAUCUAUCGUAGCCAAUGGGAGCCCGGCGGCCCAGUCUGCACACUCCGGAUUCGCCGCCGCCCUCCGUAAACUGGCCAAACAGGCCGAGGAUCCUCGAGCUGGCUCGUCCAUCAGUAGUGAGUCGUCUCCGGUCUCGUCCCCAGCCACCAACCACAGUUCUCCGGUGAGCACACCCAAGAGAGGCCCCCUGGGCCCAGGGCCUGUCCUGGUGCCACCUGGGGGCCACAGUGUGCCAAGCACCCCGCCCGUCGUCACCAUCGCCCCCACCAAGACCAGCAACGGCCUCUGGAGGAGCGAGGCACGCCAGGCUGACUCGGGCCCUCGUGGGGUCAGUAGGGAGCGUCUGGGAGCAGAGGCGCCCCACCAGCAGGAGAAAGGUGGCCCCUCAGUCCCUGCUCACCUCAUAGGAAACCCCUAUGCCUUUGGCCUGAGCCCCGGUGCUGUCAUGCAGGACGCACGCUUCCAGCCCCUCAAUCUGCCCAGGCAGCUGCCCCAUGGAGUGCCCCCUGGUGGUGUACCAGAGGAGUACCUGCGGGGGUUCCGCCCCUACGCCACGGCCGAGGACCUCCGCAUGUCUUCUGGACUGCCCCUGGGCCUGGACCCCGCCACCGCCGCCGCAGCCGCCGCCUACUACCAUCCCUCCUACCUGCCACAUCCCUCCUUCGCCCCCUACAGGAUGGAUGAUCCAUUCUGUCUAUCAGCUCUGAGGUCACCGUUCUACCAUCUCCAAGGAGGGGGAGGCCUGCCCCCCCUGCACCCCUCUGCUGUCCACAUGCACCUGCAGGGGGUCCGCUACCCUGGGGACCUCACACAUGCCUCACUGUCCGCUCUGCAGUCUGAGAGACUGUCUGAAAGGCUCCAGAUGGAAGAUGAGCUCCGACAGCGAGAGAGGGAGCGCGAGCGUGAACGAGAGCGCGAGAAAGAGAGGGAGCGUGAGGCGGAGCGAGAGAAGGAGCGGGAGAGAGAAAGAGAGAGGGAGCGAGAAAGAGAGAAGGAGCUGGAGCGGGAGAGAGAGCGUGAGCGGGAGAGGGAGCGAGAGAGAGAGAAGGAGCGAGAGAGAGAGAGGGAGAUGGAGAGGCAGAAGGAGAGGCAGAAGGAGAGAGUGAUGAGAGAGAAGGAGCUACAGUCCAAGGCGAUGGAGAGUCACUACCUGGCUGAGCUCCAUGCCAUGAGAGGACAGGAGGACAGAACCAAGCCUGAGAGACUCACCCCCAACCGGCCAGACAAAACCAAAGAGCCCGUCCUCCAAGCUCCUAAGCCAAUGCCACCAGGCCUCCACUCCUCCCUGAGCCAAUCACAUCACGGCGUUCCCGGCCUGGUCUCUGCCCAUGGCCUCUACCUGGGGCCCGGCGGUGUGGGGGUGGGGCUCACUGCCGCCAUGAUGCUCCAGCGGACCAAUGAGGAAGAGCGCUGGUUGGCGCGGCAACGGAUGCUUCGCCAGGAGAAGGAGGAUCGUCAGUACCAGGUGUCAGAGUUCAGACAGCAGGUCCUAGAGCAACACCUGGACUUGGGACGACCUGGGGAGGGAGGAGAGCUACGCUCAGACACACACAGAUCCAUACCAAAUCAUCAUGAACCGGGUGGCCGUGACCUCCACCCCCACCUGGGCGCCCCUCCCCCUCAUCUCUCCCAAACCCCUCCAGUCGCGCGACCACCCCCACCCCCUCCCCCACCACCCUGUGGAACCCCGCCUCCCUCAUCGAUACCGCCUCGGGACUCACGACGCACCACCCACCAUGACCUUCCGGGCUUGGGCCACUACGACCUCAGCCACUUGCCUCCCAAACUGGAGGAUGGGCUCCGGAGGGGCAGGGACCGGGAUGGGGGCCUGGAGAAGUACCACCCCCCACUCCGAGGCCCCCCGGGGCUGCCUGAGCCCAGCACCUUCCUGGCAGAGCUGGAGAAAUCAACCCAGACCUUCUUCAGCCAGCAGAGGGCCUCGCUGUCCCUGCCCAGCCAGUACGGAGAGCUGGGGGGAGGGAUGAAGAGCAGCGGGGCCCUGAAGAGCCUCCAGGGUCCCUCAGGGAUGGGGAGACAAAGCCAGGCCCAGGGACACAGUCUGGGCCAGGGAAUGGGGCCUGAGUCUGGCCUAAUGUAUGAUGAGUUUCUCCAGCAGCACCGUAGGCCUGUCAGUAAACUGGACCUGGAGGAGAGGAGGAGGAGAGAGGCCAGGGAAAAAGGUUACUACUAUGAGCUGGAUGACUCGUAUGAUGAGAGUGAUGAGGAGGAGGUCAGGGCCCACCUCAGGAGGGUAGCAGGGCAGCCCCCUCUCAAACUGGACGACUCUACAGAGAAAGUGGACUUCCUGUGUGUGUUUGGUCUGACCACGGUGUCACGACGUGACCACCUGGUGCAGCAGAAGAGGAGGAAGAGGAGGAGGAUGCUGAGGGAGCGCAGCCCCUCGCCCCCGGCUGUUCUGUCCAAACGCACCCCUCCUCCCCCGGCCCCCCUCAGCACCCACUUCACCCCAGAGGAAAUGGACAGAGCCCCCGAACUGGAAGACAAGAAACGCUUCCUCACCAUGUUCAGCCUGUCCCACGUCUCUGUACAGCAGAGGAGAGAUAAUGAGACAGUGGUAGAGUUGCUUCAGGCCAUUAAACAGAAGAGCGUAACCUUGGAUACCAUCAGACAUGCCCCUCACCCCCUAUGUAAGACCCCCCCAGCACAGAACUCAGAUCCUGCCUCAGCGCUUUCCAGCGAAUCAGAUGAGCCACUCAGUGUCAGUCACUCCUCCCCCAGCGGACUCCUGGGGCAGCCUAAACCCCCCUCCUCCUCUGACGCACUGAGACCAAAGGACCCCCCUCCUCCACUCCCCUACCUGGAAAAGACCCGUGGGCUCCCUGAAGGCCCCCCCUCCAAGAGGAGCUCGUCGUCCAGCCUGCUGAAUAGCCUGCGGCCCUCCGUGCAGCCUAAAGAUGCUCCCCCCAGCCUGAACGGCCGGACCAAGCCCUGGGAGAGCUUUACUGCUGAAGAGUUUUCCCAGCAGUUCCACGAGUCCGUCCUCCAGUCCACACAGAAGGCCCUGCAGAAGCACAAAGGUGGAGCCACAGUGAUCUCAGCGCCCUCUCACCUCCAGGACUCCUCAGUGCACUACAACAUUCCAGAGCUGCAGAGCGCCCCCAGUCGGCCGCCCCCGCCACACACACACCCUCACACACACUCCAUCCAACACCCGCACCCACACUCCAUCCAACACCCACACUCACACGCGCACCCGCUCCCCCAGCCCAAUGGGCAGCACUGCCCCCCGCACCCCCACCGAGAGCCCCCAGGAGCGAGGGAGGAGCAGUCUGCACCAGAGGACUCAGAAGAAGAGGAGGAAGAGGAGGAAGAGGAGGCCCCAGUACCCAGGUGGCAGGGGAUUGAAGCGAUCUUUGAAGCCUAUCAGGAAUACAUUGAAGAGCAAGGUGUGGAGCGCCAGGUGCUGCAGAGCCAGUGUCGGAGACUGGAGAACCAGCACUACAACCUGAGCCUGACAGCAGAGCAGCUCUCCCACAGCAUGGGGGAGUUGAUGUCUCAGAGACAGAAGCUGGCGGUGGAGAGAGAGAAGUUACAGGCAGAGUUGGAGCACUUCAGGAAGUGUCUGACGCUGCCGCAGCCCCACUGGGCCAGGGGAGGGCACUACAAGGGUUACCCCCCCAGGUGACAGCUCCACUGGGCCAGGGGAGGGCACUACAAGGGUUACCCCCCCAGGUGACAGCCCCACUGGGCCAGGGGAGGGCACUACAAGGGUUACCCCCCCAGGUGACAGCUCCACAGGAGAGAGGGAUGGAUUCAUGGAUUCAUUGAUAGAUGGAUGGGGCUGCUGCCAGCCUGCCAGGGACGGUGCCACCAGCCAGUGGUCUGUGAUAACCUUGGGGUCAGAGGGAGCAACAGGCACGUCACACACAGGGCAAAGCUCUAGGAUGGCAUGGUCAACACACACACAAACAUACAGAGGAACACACUCACACCAUUCUCUUCAGCAGGCACCAGUUACUCUCUUACAUUGCAGUCCCAGCCCCAUCCUGGGCUCCCCUCACUCCCCCCACGCCCACACAGACAAUCCUGCAAUCGGAGAGCAGCUCAGCCCUGGAAUGGGUGUGGUCACGUGACAGAGCGCCAUCUACCACCAAUCCAAUGCCCCUACCUCUGGCCAAUCGGACAGGACUGAACCUCCCAGCAUCUCUCCUGGUGGCAGGUCAGGCCAGCUUUCAAACAUGAAAUGCACUUAAAGAGAAAGACCUGAAGAACUACCUGGUGGUACUGUGUUACGACAAAGAACUGUUCAAAUUAGGGAAGAACUUACAAAAUGCACAUUUUGGAAUGAAUAAAGGAAAUGUUUUAUUUCGAGAUGAGAAUAAGAAUUUAAAAGGUGCUUCAGCCUUGUAUUGUAAAUACUAUUAUGACGAAAAAUAAUUUUGUAUGUUUUUAUUACUUUAAUCAUUGUUCUUUUAAGAAGAAGAAAAUAAGCCUGCCAUUUUUUUAUAUGUUCAUGCUUUUUUGGGUGAAACAGAAAGCUUUUAGUGUUUGUUCUGCUGCUGGUCAGGACUGCCCUGUUCAGAGGUGUAGAUUGAAGGAGAAAAGGAGAGGGAGAACAUGCUCCUCUUCUCCUCUUCCCCUUUGACCCAGCAAUGUGUGCUGCCGUAGCAGCAGCCUGAGCUCCAGCCACAGCCCUCCCUCCCCUGGCCUCCAGGCCCCGUAAGGCUCACUGAGAUGGGGGUAAGACCUAACUCCAGGCCCCACAGGCCUCCCAGAUCCACGCACUCCGUCUGAACACCAGCCCCACACAGAACCCCUCCUGUCAGGAACAGCGUGUUUUACCACUCUCCCUGUGUGGGUAGUUACCCAUGGGAAAGAGUGAGUGACAGCUACAGUUACAAUGUCAUCCUUUAUUUCUCUCUCUCCUUUUCCCCCCUUCAGCUCUAGUCCAGGGAUGGGCGCUUAGUAGAACUGUUAACUGAUAACUAGACCCAUCUCUCUGGGCCUUAUCAUUAAGCACAAGGGGCACAACACCCAUUAUGAUGAGACAUUCAUGUCACUAAACCCACAGAGAGGAGGGAACAAUGCAGACAAUACCACGUCAAGAUUAUUCUCCUUUGUGUUUGCCAUAAAAGGAAAUAGUGCCAAAAAGUAGCCCUCCCUCACACAAAAUAUCAUGAGACUUUUAAACCUCAAAAUAGAGUAAUUAAACUAACUCCCUGAAUUGAAAUGGCCAACCCACUAAACAUAUUAUAUUACUACAUUCAUCCCACUUAUCAUAAUGUCAAAGCCCUUGCCAACAAUUGGUUAAUGGACAAUUGUUUUUCACUUGAGGGCCCUCAAAUCCAAAGUCUAUUAAAGGUUCUCUUUUGCCAAGUAUAUGAAUCAUUGCCCUGCACUGCACUGUGCAUCUAUAGUGUGUGUUUUCAAGCCUGCAUCACUGUCCACCUCGCUGCUGGCCAUAGCUGUCUCCUGUGCCUCAGUACCCCUGUUCCCCAGUCUCUCUAUUCCCCUACCUUCCUUCUGUGGGAGUGUCUGGCCUUUUAGCCUUGCAGGAGGACCUCUGGCAGCAUAGAUCGCAAUGCAGCGUUGGUAUUGUAGUGCUCAGUCAGACUUGACAAGGCUUUGAGUAUGUAGUCCUAAAGGGGUUCUGUUUGAACUCCAGUCUGAUGCUGUGGAUGUGAGAUGACAGGGAGGGGAGGGUGGCUGCAGGUCUGGUCCCUACAUCCCUCUUUGCUCCACUCCUGGUGAGCUCUCAGAGGAACACCCAGUUAGGGAGGCGGAAACAUGUUUACAGACCAGAGCAGAGCUACGAUAGGAGCACCACUUGUCAAUCAGACAGCAAGCGCUACCACUGAGUUAAGCAGCCAAUGAGUUAGCGGGAGGACGUUAGGCCCUUCCCCAGAGCCUCCUUACUCUACUUCGCACGCACACGCAAUAGGCCCCUGACUCUAUGGAGGAUGUCUAGACUCUAGAUGCUGUGAAACUCUGAUUUUAAAAUGUACUUGUUUGAAUUAAUUGUAAUGUAAUAUAUUAUUUGUUGAAUGUAGUAAUUAGGUAUUUAUGAAUAUAUUGCUGUAAUUUCAGACAAAAAAAUAAAAGAAAAUAUUUCAAAAAUGUGAA